Fragaria vesca subsp. vesca is the source of this 3698-nucleotide messenger RNA. Its product is annotated as probable ubiquitin-conjugating enzyme E2 23-like. NCBI's taxonomy places the organism in Eukaryota, Viridiplantae, Streptophyta, Magnoliopsida, Rosales, Rosaceae. The coding region runs from base 1 to 3342 and encodes 1113 amino acids. The record is from RefSeq and is a predicted model, not a curated record. The transcript is spliced from 7 exons.
AUGGGAAGCAAGCAGCAUGACAGUGUUUUUAAAGAUGAGGAAACUACUGCUGUAGACCUUGAUAAUAGUUCUGUGGGAAAGGUUGUUUCUGAUUCAAAUGUGAAUAAUGAAUUUAAAAAGUUGAGUGAGGUUGUCAGUGGCACGAAUAAUACUCCAUGCAUAUAUAGACAAGAUGUUGUGAGGAGCAAGAGCGAUAUGAUUGGGAUUGUGACUGAAGUUGCUGGUGAUACGGAUUCUGAUAGCGGCAUGACUGAUGAUGAGGAUGAGGAUGAUGAUGAAGACGAUGAUGAUGACGAGGACGAAGAUGACAAUGGUGAGAAUCAUGAAAAUGAGAAAGAUGGUGGUGAUGACAAGAACCAAAAUGGUGGUAAUGAUAAGACUGGUCCUCUUCCUGCUGACCAAGUUCGAGUACUUUGGAUAGAUGAAACUGAGUCAACCCAGAAUAUCAAUGAUGUAACAGUUGUUGAUCGGGGAUUCUUGCAUGGAGAUUUUGUUGCUGCUGCUUCUGAGCCAACUGGGCAAGUUGGUGUCGUGGUAGAUGUCAAUAUCGCUGUUGAUCUGAAAGCUCCUGAUGGGUCCAUCAUAAAAGAUGUGCCAUCCAAUGACUUAAAACGUGUGAGGGAGUUCACUGUUGGAGAUUAUGUGGUCCUUGGUACCUGGCUGGGUAGAAUUGAGGAUGUUUUUGAUAACGUGACAGUGAUGAUUGAUGAUGGUUCCCUAUGCAGAAUUUUGAGAGCAGAUCCGAUGGAUCUUAAACCACUUUCGAAAAAUUUGCUUGAAGAUGUGCAUUUCCCUUAUUACCCAGGUCAGCGUGUGAAGGCAAGGUCAUCAUCAGUUUUCAAGAAUUCUUUGUGGUUAUCUGGCUCAUGGAAGCCUAAUCGUCUGGAAGGUACUGUUACUAAAGUUACAGUAGGAUCAGUGUUUAUUUAUUGGAUAGCUUCUGCUGGCUGUGGGCCAGAUUCUUCUACUGCCCCUGCUAAAGAGCAGGUCCCCAGGAAGUUGAAACUACUGUCUUGUUUUACACAUGCAAAUUGGCAAUUGGGUGACUGGUGUCUCUUUCCUUCAUCAGCGUCGUUAUCUUCCAUAGCCAUAGAUAAGGGGUCAAAAUUAGAACUCGUUUGUGAUUCGGAAGAGAGUUCACUAGAAGAACCAAGUGGAAAUAGUGCAUCCAUGGAUACCGAUCCAGUAUCUGUAUUAGAUGGAAACAAUGGAAAUGCUGGAAGUAAUACUUCUAUUGAAUCUAGUUCCAGCGGUAGUUCCUUGUUAGUCACAAAGGUGCCUGUUUCUCUUCAUCGCAAAAAGCUGCGUAAACCUGUGGUUAAAAGAGACAAGAAGGCACGAAAGGAGGAAAAUUUUGAAAGAUCCUUUUUAAUUGCCAAUACCAGGACAACAGUUGAUGUGGCUUGGCAGGAUGGUUCAAUAGAACGGAAGCUGGCUUCAACCAAUUUAAUUCCUCUUGAUAGUCCUGGUGAUCAUGAAUUUGUUGCUGAACAAUAUGUGGUGGAGAAGGCAUCAGAUGAUGAUGACGAUGCUUUUGAAGCUAGACGUGUUGGGCUUGUGAAAAGUGUCAAUGCCAAGGAGCGAACAGCAUGUGUCAAGUGGUUGAAGGCAGUUUCCAGGGCUGAAGAUCCUAGAGAAUUUGACAAAGAAGAAGUUGUUAGCGUAUAUGAGCUUGAGGGUCACCCAGAUUAUGAUUACUGUUAUGGGGAUGUUGUUGUCAGAUUGUUGCCAGUUUCUGCUUCUGCACAAACUACUUCAGUAUCAGACUUACUUGAGGAGCCAAAGCAGGAAAAUCAACCAAGUGAGCUUACAUCGGAAGCUGUCGAUGAAGCUUCUUCUGUUGAUAAAUCUUGUAUGGACUUCUCAGAUCUUUCAUGGGUUGGGAAUAUAACUGGUCUUAAGAACGGUGACAUUGAAGUUACAUGGGCAGACGGGAUGGUUUCCACGGUUGGACCUCAAGCAAUUUAUGUUGUUGGUCGAGCUGAUGACGAUGACUCAAUUGCUGGUAGUGAGGUUAGUGAUGCUGGGAGUUGGGAAACAGUUGAUGAUGACCAGGUGCAUGCCCUGUUUCCACUCGAGAGUAUAACAGAGGAAGUGGAGAUGCAGAGUGCCUUCAACGUGAAUUCUGAAGCAGAGGAGGGUGGAGAAGAUAAUUCUGGAAGGAACCCAGCAUUGUCUGUUCCCUUGGCUGCACUUCGCUAUGUUACCAGACUAGCAAGUGGAAUAUUUGCACGGGGACAAAAGAACUUGGAUCCAAUUUGUUUAGAUACUAAAGGUGAAGGUGAUUUUGAGCCUCGGGAAGUUGAAAUUUUUCAGGGAGAUCAGGGUGAAGAUUCCAGCUCUCAGAAAUCUAAAUUUGUUGAUAGUAGCAUGGAGACCAAUCAUAAAAAUGAAGAGUGUGUGUCCUUGGAGACAACACAAAUAUUGGAUGCUGCAGAAAUCUUGUGCAACUUAAGGACUGAAGAGUCGGAUGCUAAAAAAUGUAGCAAGGAUGAUGUUUGCAGUUUCAAACGCUUUGAUAUAGCCAGAGAUCCUUUGGACCAUCAUUAUCUUGGUGCAGCAGGGCAGAAUAGCAGUAGUAAAAAGUGGUUCAAGAAGAUUCAGCAAGAUUGGAGCAUCCUUCAAAAUAACCUGCCUGUUGGCAUCUACGUACGCGUUUAUGAAGAUCGAAUGGACCUCUUGAGGGCAGUUAUAGUUGGGGCUUAUGGGACACCUUACCAAGACGGCCUCUUCUUUUUCGAUUUUCACCUCCCUCCCGAGUAUCCUGAUGUCCCUCCGUCAGCGUAUUAUCAUUCUGGUGGCUGGCGGAUAAAUCCAAAUCUAUACGAAGAAGGCAAGGUCUGUCUUAGUCUGUUAAAUACUUGGACUGGCAGAGGAAAUGAAGUAUGGGAUCCAAAGUCUUCUAGCAUCCUUCAAGUUCUAGUUUCACUCCAGGGAUUGGUGCUAAAUUCUAAGCCCUAUUUCAACGAAGCUGGCUAUGAUAAGCAAAUUGGAACAGCUGAAGGGGAGAAAAAUUCAUUGUCAUACAAUGAGAAUACUUUCUUGCUGAAUUGCAAGACGAUAAUGUCUCUUAUGCGGAGGCCUCCCAAGGACUUUGAAGAGCUUGUCAAAGAUCAUUUCAGGAGGCGUGGCUAUUACAUCCUCAAGGCUUGUGAUGCAUAUAUGAAAGGCUACUUGAUAGGUUCGCUCACUGAAGAUGCCUCUGUUAGUGAUAGCAGUAAUGCAAAUUCGACCUCUGUUGGUUUCAAGUUGAUGUUAGCUAAGAUUGUGCCAAAGCUGUUCUUGGCUUUGAGUGAGGUUGGAGCUGAUUGUCAUGAAUUUAAGCAUCUGCAACAGUCAUAGUAUAAGUUGGAUUAUUGGAACUUGGACGAUGCAAUUUGCCAAGAUCUCUAUAUCAGUGGCUCCAAGGUCAGUCAUUUCUGAUUGUCUUAAAUUAAGAUACUGCAAUUUAAGGGAUUUUCACAUCUAUUAGAUAUCAUUUUUGUAAGGGAUUGACAGAAAUGGAAGGCAUCUGUCAAGUUUUGGAAGUGGGAGUGUCUGGAACAAAGUUACCAGCUCUCCCAUCGUGUCCAUGUACAAUAGUUUUUCUGUUAGCAGCAGAUUGGGAAUGAAUUCAUUCUUUUGCAUUUGGCUGCUAGCUAAUGUCAUUGACAUCUCUUGUGGUUUAGGUUUGGGCGGGCUUUCUGGGAUUGGGAAAA